This is a messenger RNA of Schizosaccharomyces osmophilus, 2277 nucleotides long. RefSeq names its product elongator complex WD repeat protein Elp2 (gene elp2). The transcript has 3 exons. Gene Ontology annotation, molecular function: protein binding. NCBI's taxonomy places the organism in Eukaryota, Fungi, Ascomycota, Schizosaccharomycetes, Schizosaccharomycetales, Schizosaccharomycetaceae. Gene Ontology annotation, biological process: tRNA wobble uridine modification. Gene Ontology annotation, cellular component: elongator holoenzyme complex. The record is from RefSeq and is a predicted model, not a curated record. Bases 1 to 2277 code for a protein of 758 amino acids.
AUGUUUCGAUAUGAAACACUUCAUGCUGGAUGUAACCGGAUCUCAGAAGCGGCUUCGUGGAUGAAAAAUUUCGGAUUGGUUUAUGGUGCUGAAAAACUCAUAGCAAUUGCUGAUCCUUUUAAAGAAAUCCGAUACUUAUUGGCUGGUCAUACUGAUAGAAUAAGUUGUAUUGAAGAGCUGACUACUGAAAAAACAUUGAUUAUUUCGGGAUCAUCGGACAAGACGGUUCGCGUAUGGGAAAAGAAUGAUGAAAAUGAUGCCUUUGAUAAUAUUCAAACGAUAAAUUUGGAUGCUACGCCGGAAAGCCUCACCGUUAAUGGCGAUUUAAUUAUAGCUGGUUGUUCAAACAGCAAGUGCGUGGUUUUUGAAUGGAAAGGAGCAGGGGAGAUGUUGAAAGAAGUAUCCCGAUUCGAAACUGGAGAAUUGAUUCCAAUGGACUUGAAAUUGAUAAAAUUUAAGGAUGGAAUUGUUUUAGUUGUUGGUGGCUCUAACAAACGAAUAAACGUUUAUGGCAGUGACAACGUAUAUAUUUACUUUGAAUUAAAGGCUGUUUUAACAGGUCAUCUUGACUGGGUGCGAUGUCUGUCUGUUCGACAAACUUCUGAAUCAAUGGCUACGUUGAUCUCGGGCAGUCAAGAUCGUUAUAUGCGACUUUGGAAAAUUUCGCUUUGGGAGGAAAAAGAUGAAGCCACUUCUGAUGAAUUUUCUGAAACUCUGUUAUCCAACAAGCCCAUUCGGUUCAAGCUUAAUGGAGUGGAGUAUAAGAUCGUUUUUGAUGCUCUCUUAAUGGGUCAUGAAGAUUGGAUCAUGAAUGUACAAUGGCAUCCUAGCAAGGAAAUUAUUUUAUCUUCAUCUGCUGAUUCUUCGUUAAUUGUAUGGGAGCCGGAUACAGCUACCGGCAUUUGGGUACCAAACGGGCGCAUGGGUGAAAUCGCAUCUUCUCACGGUUCAACGACAGCAACAGGCAGUGCAGGUGGGUUUUGGGGAGGUUUUUGGAGUCCUGAUGGUGAUGCGGUCGCCUGUUGGGGAAGAACAGGAGGCUGGAGAUUAUGGAAAAAAUCUGGAGAAGAUUGGGAACAGCUUCCUUCUGUAUCUGGACACACCAAACCAGUAAAAGGUAUAGCUUGGGAUCCUCAGGGUCAAUUCUUCUUUACAGCGAGUUUGGACCAAACUACUCGUCUGUAUGCUCGUUAUGAAAAGGAUAACACAUGGCGAGAGAUGGCUCGACCACAAAUCCAUGGUUAUGAUUUAGCCUCCGUUCAAUGCUUGCCCUCACGGAUUGGUUUUAUUAGUUGUGCUGACGAAAAAGUUACGCGUGUAUUUGAAUUCCCGAAAACGAUUGCUAGAUUGCUAAAGCGUCUUUGUGGUGCUCAAUUAUUUGAAGAGAAGCUUCCAGAAGCCGCGAAUGUUCCUCUCUUGGGCCUUUCUAAUAAAGCAACAACUGCUACUGAGACAGGCACAAUAAAUGCUGACGAAGUUCAAACUCCAUUGAUUGAAGUUAUUGACUCUUUGCAACAUCCCCCCUUUGAAGAACAUUUGCAACGUUUACUGUUGUUCCCAGAAGUUGAGAAGGUUUAUGGCCAUGGUUACGAAGUUUAUGCGUGCGAUGUUUCACAUAAAGGUGAUUACAUGGCAACUUCUUGCAAAUCCCAAUCUCCUGAACAUGCCAUGAUUCGUUUAUAUGAUACUAAUGUUUGGAAACAGCAGCAGAUGCUUUCUGGUCAUUCAUUAACUGUAACAACUAUAAAGUUUUCAUACGAUGAUAAAUAUUUGUUGACAGCAGGACGUGAUCGACUGGUUUGCAUUCAUGAAUAUUCUGAGGCAGAAUCGAAGUUUUUGCCUUAUGUAGUUAUUAAAGCACAUUCUCGUAUAAUAUGGGAUGCUGCUUGGGCGCCAAAGGAGAUGGGUUACGUGUUUGCUACAGCUUCAAGAGAUAAAAUGGUCAAAUUUUGGCAAGUUUUGGAUGACAAAAAAGUCAAAGAUGUGGUAUGUUUACAAUUUGCAGAUGCUGUAACUGCAUUGGAUAUUGCCCCAUUCUUUCAUGAUGAUCAUCUUUUAUUGGCAGUAGGUACAGAGUCAGGAAAAACAUACGUUUGGAAGUGUCCUAAAGAUGAUCUAACGAAAUGGACUCCUUUAAGACUGCCGGAUGCGAUGUCUCCUAAGGAACCAGUGAACAAAAUUGCUUGGAGACCAGUAUAUGACAAAGAAGGAGAGUACUCUUUGCUAUUAGCUGGCGAAGACACAUCGAUUAGGAUGCUUCUGGUCCAGCUCAACUAA